UAACGGCAGCACCCUGUCCAUCGAAUAGGAAGAAUCGGAAUAAUAACAAUGAUAACGAUAGUAAUGUCAGAUGAUGACUGUUUUCUAGUUGAUUUUUGUAAUUUCAUCAUCACUGUUUUUGUUGUUGUUGUUGGCGCUGCUAGUGAUUUGGUUUUAUCUCUGAUCCCCACUUCGUUUCACUUCUCUUCUUGUUCCAGUGUACAUAAUCCUUGCCCACAUUCACUCUUUGUGAUAUAUAUAAUCUCCAGUCAACUUCUAUUGUUCUUCCACUUUACUACUGUUCUUUUUGCCCCACAUUUCUGUUUGUUACCUCUCCUUUUCUCUCUUCUUGUGUGUGCUACAUGGACAUGGAGUGUGGAAACUGGAACUGCUGCACAUCUGUGCAAAGUUCUAGGUUGGAACUAGUCAGUCAAUAAUCCUCCCCCACUCCUGCCCUCCCUGCCUGU
This is a messenger RNA of Trichobilharzia szidati, 446 nucleotides long. NCBI's taxonomy places the organism in Eukaryota, Metazoa, Platyhelminthes, Trematoda, Strigeidida, Schistosomatidae. The record is from the annotation of a GenBank genome assembly.